Micromonas commoda is the source of this 1166-nucleotide messenger RNA. RefSeq lists its product with no specific name. Lineage: Eukaryota; Viridiplantae; Chlorophyta; Mamiellophyceae; Mamiellales; Mamiellaceae. The transcript has a single exon. The record is from RefSeq and is a predicted model, not a curated record. The coding region runs from base 68 to 1090 and encodes 340 amino acids.
AUCCGACGACGUCAUCCAGCCCCAGAAGGAGACUCCCGCCGCCGCGAACGGCGCGUACUAUCCCGCGAUGACGAAGCCCGUCGAGAGCGCUUACCACGAUGGCAACAACGCCCCAUCCGCCCCGCCGAUGAGCGCGUCGGUCUACCCUCCCCCCUACGGCGAGCAGGUGAGGUAUCCCGCGAUCCCCUCCGGCGGCGGCGACGGCGGACGGUACGUGGACCCGAACGCGCUUCCCACGGCCGCGGACGCCGCGCGGAUGCACGGCGCCGCGGCCGGCACCGCCGAUCGCAUCGUCCGACGCAUCAUGCUCGUCGACCCGAUCAACGCCGUCGGUUGGCUCGGCGAGCCCCGCACGCGCACGGGCGUCGCGGACUACACGUACAAGCGCGAGAUCACGCACACCGGCGACCUCAUCGACGCCCCCACCGGCGAUCGAAUCGGCAAGAUCCACGACGUCACCCCGCACCGCGCGGAUCCACAAACCGGCCUUCGGCUCUCCGGGCCCAACGUGUUUGGCAAGUACGAAACCGUAGACGGACCGGAGGUGACCCUCGGCUCGUUCGAGCUGGACGCCAGGAAACUGACGGUGAGCGGCACCGCGGCGUCCGUCGCCGUCAGGCUCGUGUACACCGGCGCGUGCGUCCACGACGCGCACGUCUUCCACAUGGGCAACGGAUGGGCGGAUCACUUCACCAUCGCGCACCUCGACGGGUACUUAAAGUUUUCGUUGUCGCCAAACAACGCGUCGGGGGCGUGGGAGAACCGCGUCGAGUGUUCGAGCGGCAUCCGCGACAAGGACUUCGAGCCGGGUAAGAUGUACACCAUCGUCGCGGUGUGCACCGAGGAAGGUCGGAUGCGCCUGUACGUCGACGGAGAGUUGCGCGGCGAGGGCGACGGCUUAGCCGCGCUGCCCGAGUUCGAGACGUCGCGGACGAGAAAAGAGGCGUGGUGCGGGAGGUUCAUGCGGCCGGACACGUCGAUGCCCGUCCGCGCGGGUAUCCUGUCCGUGGAGGCGUUCGACGGCGCCCUGGACGACGCGACGGUCAGGGCGGAGUACUCCGUGCGCGAGGUGUACGCCAACGUCGAAUGAAACGCCAAGGACGGACGUUUCAAGUGUUAAUAAACGUCAUCAGACGCCGUUUCCAAAUGUUUAAAAAUGUAAACCC